AUGUCUCACAAACUUGCAAUUCUCACAUUUACUGCCAUCAUUACCAUUGGAUAUGGUGUCGAACUGAGCAAUUAUGAUAUAAGCAGAAACAGGAUAAACGGCGCUCGUAACGGAGCAAAUUACGGGUAUCCGUACGGACAUCGCCCUGGGCAGUAUCCUGGACAGUAUCCCGGGGGAUCCGGGCUGUAUCCUGGAGGACACUAUCCCGGCGGACAGUAUGGCGGACAUCAUCCGGGAUUAGAGGGACCCCCUGGUGCACAUCCCGGAUGUCCUCUAUGUGAUUCGUCGGUCUACAGCUACUGUUCACAUAAACAGGCUCAUGACUCUUGUUGCUGCGAAAAUAAUAACUACUAUCCAUUUGGCUGCCGUAAAUCCGACUGCAAUUUCAUCUAUGCGAACUCUUGCCAAGAAUACCAUCUUAUAACCAGAUGUUGUUGUGUCGACUUAGAGAAAAAUGCCGUCGGAGGCCCCAUCGUACCGGCUGUAGUCCCUGUAGUAGCU
Brenthis ino (lesser marbled fritillary) is the source of this 501-nucleotide messenger RNA. The record is from the annotation of a GenBank genome assembly. NCBI's taxonomy places the organism in Eukaryota, Metazoa, Arthropoda, Insecta, Lepidoptera, Nymphalidae.